Chiloscyllium plagiosum (whitespotted bambooshark) is the source of this 958-nucleotide messenger RNA. The record is from RefSeq and is a predicted model, not a curated record. NCBI's taxonomy places the organism in Eukaryota, Metazoa, Chordata, Chondrichthyes, Orectolobiformes, Hemiscylliidae.
CCAGAAGCAGGCUAUCACCAGGUCCGAUCUGAGGAAACUCUACACAUCCAGCGCCUUCGAUACCAACACCCCGUUUGGGUUGCUCAAUAAAGUCUGGUUCGAGAUCUGCAUGUACUUCUGCACAAGGGGGAGGGAGAACCAGAGAGAAUUGGAGGAGGAUUCCUUUGGCUUGGCCACUGAUGAGGAUGGGCGAAGAUUUGUCUAUUACAAAGCUUGUGGACCAUACCAUAAAUCUCGCUCCAUAACCUGGAGCAAGAAGAGAAUGGUGAACGAUGAGGAGAACUUCCCUAGGAUGUAUGAAACAGGCACAGAGUUCUGCCCUUACGCAAGUUUUGUCAAGUAUGUUUCGAAACGCAACCCCCUCUGUAAGGCUUUCUUUCAAAGACCCAGAGAUCAUUGCAGUGAAGUUGACGUGACUUGGUAUGAGAACAAAGCUAUCGGCAAGAACUUGUUGGGCACUCGUAUGCAGAUGCUGUCCAAGGCUGCCAAGCUCUCUAAGACGUACACCAAUCACUGCAUAGGGGCAGUCUCCAUAGCCACACUCAGCAGCAUUGCAGGUAUUGGCAGCAGGCUGGCUCCUCACCGAUCUCCCCAGGAUGUUAAUGGGCCACGCCAGCAGCAAUCAUGCCCAUACGCACUGCAACACCACGACAAAGAGAUUGUGGGGGUGAAAGUGGAGCAAGUCGUCAACUCCAGUCUUUGUGAACCUUUGCACCCGGAUGAAACGGUUCCUCCAUCAUCAAAAAGACUCUGUGUUCGCUCCUCUAAUCCUGUAGGUUCCCAGACUGUGAUUCUGCAUAGAACCGAUUUUCAGGAAUCCUUGGUUCAGGAAUCUGCUGAUCAGCUUGAGACCACUCCAUCAAUAACCAUUUCACCAAACCAGGUAAUGCUUUGCAAUCAUAGGUUGAUAAGUUCAUCACAGAGUUCGACAACCAACUUUUGAAUUUAAGAAAAAAAC